AAACCUGACUGGAUUUCAUGGCGGCGCUGGGGAUAGGGCUUGUUCUGUUGUUUACCUCAGCGGUUCAGGGAGCUGCUCCCGAUGUUUCGGGUGUAUCAGGAUGGAAGAAUCCUCUCUUGAACGGAGCUGUUCUUCAAGUUCCGUUUCAACUUGCUGCUUUCCCCCUCGACACUUUCAAGACCCGCCUUCAAAUUCCCUUCGGAGCACCGGGUGCCUAUCAAGCUUCUGAGAAGGCGUUCGCUGUCAGACGGGUAAAUGCCCGACAACCGCCGUUUUGGUCGGGAGUUGGAGCGUCCAGCCUUAGCCAGCUGCCUACCUUCUUCUUGGUUUACAGCACCUUUGAGGCCGUGAGGAACAAACUCGAGAAGAAGUUCCCAGAAGCGAACAAAGUUGCCAUCGAUGUCGGAGCAUCCAUGGUGGGCAGUUUGGUCGGCUCGGUAUGGUCCACCCCAUGUGAGGUGGUCAAGUGCACGUUUCAGAGCGGCAUGUACACUGCGUCUCUCAAGAGCGCCGUGCGGGCGAUCCAGAAGGAAGCAGGAAUGAGGGGCUUCUUUCAGGGAUACACCUCUCAGCUCUGCAGGGACCUGCCUUUCUACUCUAUCAUGUUCGCCACCUACGAGGCCAUGCAUGACACGUAUAGAUCGAAGUUCCUGACGUCCAAGGACAAGAAAGGUCGAGUGGUCAAGGUGGACGACACUCAAGACCUCGCCAACGUGGCCAUCGGCUUCUGUGCUGGAGCUUUUUCUGGGCUUAUCACCAAUCCCCUCGACGUGGCUCGA
Messenger RNA from Guillardia theta CCMP2712, 779 nucleotides. RefSeq lists its product as hypothetical. Gene Ontology annotation, cellular component: mitochondrial inner membrane. The annotation marks the transcript as partial. The transcript is spliced from 10 exons. The record is from RefSeq and is a predicted model, not a curated record. Gene Ontology annotation, molecular function: S-adenosyl-L-methionine transmembrane transporter activity. Lineage: Eukaryota; Cryptophyceae; Pyrenomonadales; Geminigeraceae.